Molecule: messenger RNA, 1740 nt
Organism: Malaya genurostris
Lineage: Eukaryota; Metazoa; Arthropoda; Insecta; Diptera; Culicidae
Exons: 1
Coding region: 29-733 (234 amino acids)
Cellular component (GO): extracellular region
Molecular function (GO): chitin binding
Source: RefSeq, a predicted model, not a curated record
AUAGCUAUUUCGUGAAUAAGUAAAAGGAAUGAAAAUGAAAACAACGCUAAUUAAAGCUACGGUUUUGUGCAGUUUGGCAGUUUUCGUUACUGGCGAAAUCAUUGUUGCUUCCGACGCGAGAUUGGCGUUGAAAAAAAGGUCGAUAGAUCUAGAAGUGGUACGCUGGUGCGAUAUCUUUUAUCAAGAAGAUUUUCCUCCAAAUACAGCCUGUGAAGGAAAAGAAGAUAACAUAUGGGACUACUUCCCUACCUGCUGUAAUGGUGCGUACAAUUGUCGAUCAGGAACUAUUUGGGAUGUGUAUUUGUGUGCCCCACAAUUUAUUUAUGAUGUUAUAAUGAAGACCUGUAUCAAGUUUGAGGGAAAUAUUUGUCCGUAUUACGAAACUGGUGGUAAUUCUACUAUUCUAACUACAACGACAAGUGUGCCAACCCGCACAAAUUCACCCACGACGAUAAUGGAUGAUUUUGAAAGCACUUCGCCUGAAACGACCGAGUCUAUAAAAAAAACAACGACAAACUCGCCAGAAACAACGACAAUCACUCAAAUCAACUGUAACAACGUGGUCAAUGGAAAGAUGGCACACCCUACCGAUUGUACCAAAUACAUCGUCUGCAAUAACGAAAAACCUACUAUUCAUGAUUGUUUAAAAGAAUACAUCUACUAUGUACCAUUUUCUGUUUGUUUGCCCGGCAAUACUAUAUCAUGUAAACUACAUUCAGUAUCCGAAAAGUAAAGAUUAAAGGGAUGAAAAAAAACACAUUUUUUUAAUACCUCAAAUAUAAUUACUGGCUUAUAUACAAGAUAUUACGUCGUCCAGUUUUAUGAGAUCCCGAAAAAAUACAGUUCUUUCGAAAUACAGAUUACGAAUAAAACUCUUCAGUGAUAUUUACUCUGCUCCAUUACUUUAUAAAAUCUUCAAUACUGACAUGAUGAGUGUUAGAAAAACAAGUCUAGUAGCUAUCUGCAUUGGUACAUUCAAGUCACUGCGUCCAAAUUCAACUGUUUCAAUCAUCAGGGAAAAGUGUCCUAGGUUAAAUGCUCUGAGCGAGAAUUGAAAUUCUACAUCGCCUAAGAUCAAUUGUAAAUCAUUCUGUUUCAAAAAUGAUCUUAGUAUAAAUGUAUAAUAUAUAUGAGAAAAAAUCGGUAAAAAUGGAUUUUGCAAAUGUGUCCAUUUUUUUAAUUUUGUGAAAUAAAGUUAGAUAAAUGUAUAUAAGAAUCAUUAAAAUUGAAUAACACGCCAGUGGCAGACAACCUAUGUAGAAAUUUCUAUCUUCUACUAUUUCAGUUCUGAUCCUUCCAGUAUUCAAAAUUAUUCUUUAUAUCUAUAUUGAAUUUGCAUUCUUCAAGAGAUUACGAAAAUGCUCCGCAUUGUAAAACAAUAAACACGUUAUCACUAACGAAAAUUUAUUGUUCAUAGUUAGUCAACUGUCUUCCUGCGUAGCAAUGAGUAAACAAAGCAAAUAAUUGUCAGUUCAAUACCAUUCGUUUUGCACGAAUGAAGAGAACACUUCAACUCUGGACUGAUUCUUACGGACGGAUUAUUUUUGAAUACACUAAAAAAAGCUGAUGGCAUAUUACCUAUUUUGCGUAAUCCUUAGUUCCUCGAAAAUGUAAAAGUUUCGACAGCGAUUACUUUUAGGAUAAUAGACGCUAUGAUUUCUUGAGCUGUAAAAUCAUAUUUUAGUGCAUAAGUUAAUAUCUAAUCUAAGGAGAUACUAAUCAAAUUAUUGACAAACGUUG